Molecule: messenger RNA, 1052 nt
Organism: Drosophila miranda
Lineage: Eukaryota; Metazoa; Arthropoda; Insecta; Diptera; Drosophilidae
Exons: 1
Coding region: 109-510 (133 amino acids)
Source: RefSeq, a predicted model, not a curated record
CGUUGAGAGAAGAAAGAAAAUUUGUAUACACAUUUCUAUUUAUCAUUUUAAACAAGUCCCAAGAUUUGUAUCGAAAAAUCUUCUAUUAAAAAAUUUUAAGUAUACAAAAUGGAAAAAAAGUAUUGCAGAAUUUUUCUUAACCGCUGCAUAGAGCUGAUGCGGGCCCGCAUCAAGGAGGUUCGGAGUCGACCCAUCGUUCACCGUGACCAGAGACGGCAGCCUGCAGUAGCCAACAAGGAGGUGGAGCAGGAAAUCCAAAAGCAGAAGAAGAUUUCCACCUACCAGAGGAACAAGUAUCGCUCCAUGUGGGAGCAGGAAGAGGCCAAUCAUAGGCGCACUGGAGAUUAUAGUGUUAGCCAGAGCAACGCCAACGGAGAUCGCAGCAACGAUGGAACGUGGGUUAACUUCCCGAAGGGCCGUCGCUCGAUUAUCAAUCGUCCAAGCACGGCCAGGCCCUGUAACGAUCAAGCCAAGGCCUUCAUUCGCCAGUGGGCAAACCAAAACGAAUGAUACUCGUAACUGUCAACUGAGUUAACUUUGUAAUAAACAGAGCAAGCUAUUGCAUGAAAUUAAUCCUAAACUAAAUUUCACAAUACUUGUUUAGGACGCACAAAUAAAAUUUAUCCAUAGCUUUACUGUUGAUAUCUUACAACUUUGCAGAUGUCACUGUUUGCCUUUGUGGGCCAACUAGCUCGGUGCACCUAUUUGCCGCCGAUCCCACUUCUGCUCUCGCGAAUACGUGGUCCGCGGAAUAUACCCCAUAUGCCCAUCAAAGGUCCCAGGGACUUUGAAUACUGGCGCCGUUUGAAACGCAAGAACCCAUCUAAGCCGACACGGUUGCCAAAAGUCAAACCCUCACCACGACGAGGGUCCAGAAGGAAAACAAUUCCCAAAAAAAUAGAAAAACGAACAGAAAAGUAAGAAGAAAGGGGAACAUCGGUCACAGCCGAUAUUAUAUUGUUUAUUAGAACAACUAAGGACCUAAAUCAACGAAAUCUAAAUUUACUGUAAUGCUAGAACCUGACUAAAAUAAAAACUCAAUUAUAAUAUUA